Messenger RNA from Delphinapterus leucas (beluga whale), 7419 nucleotides. NCBI's taxonomy places the organism in Eukaryota, Metazoa, Chordata, Mammalia, Artiodactyla, Monodontidae. The record is from RefSeq and is a predicted model, not a curated record.
CGUCCCCCAGACUCUUCCGCCGCUCCCGGCCCCGCUCCGCCCACAGUCCGAUGGCGGCGGCCUUGAAGUACCCGCCUUAGGUAAACGCUCGUUCCCCGGGCCCUCACACCCCUCACUCCACCGGACAUUAAAGCCCCGAGUGCGGGGCGCCUGCUCACAUGCCCGCAGCCCAGGCCACGGUGCACAGGACAGUGAAGCGGUCGUGGGUGGGGCCCUGUUUAUGACAGCGUGAUGGCACGUGGGAGAGGUCACAGGCAGAGGUACCCGCAGAUGCGAAGGCUUGGAAAUCGGCCUGAGGCGGGAGGAUUCAGGAAACCUAGGGUCAGCUUUCUGCUUACAGGGAACAGUGUUAGUGGAGUUAGACCUGGUGUAACCGACCCAGGAUUGUACUUUAUUGUGAGGAUUCUAAAGGCCAUGGGGUGUUUCGAAUAAAGGAAGAUAGUAUCUCCCGUCAGAGGUUAGAGCAUUCCCAAGAGCCGUUUAAAGGAAGAACAGGGUGGAGAGGGUUGAUAAGGACAUUGAGGUCCUAAGAGGUUGAAUCUUUGUUCAGGGUCCCACAGCUGGUAAGAGGCAACACUAAGCAUUGAGGCCCUGAAGUUAGUCAGCCAGCCUGAGGUCACCUGGCUCCAAGGCCAGGCAGGAGAACAUACAGUGAGCCCCUCAAAUCCCACCAUGGACGCAUUCCUUUAGGACCUGCCUCUUCACUCAGGUUCUCACGGUUAGAGAAGUGCCUAUGGAACCUGCACAGGGAAGUAGAGGGUGUCCCAUUGCCUCACCAGCCCUGCUUUCACCCCUAUGUUCCCUGGAAUUGUGGUGUCCUGAGAUGCUUGAUGCCAUUUCUCCCCCUCCUUGAGUCUGGGGAUGCAGAAAAACUCCAAGCCCAGUGUCCCAAGUCCAUGCUACAAUUAUAUGGAGGCGUUCCCAUUUCUGGCAACCAUUGUAAACAGGUGUGUAUGGCUAACCCAAGAAAUGGUACCAGGAUGUGCAAAUGCUUAGAGGUAAAAUUGAGCUCAGGAAUAUUCAGGAACCACAGGUAUCCUCUCUUUACAGGUAGGAAUAAAUAGUAGGUGGUUUGGAGUCAGGAGGGGAACAACUGCCUGAGAUGUCAGGUGUGCGUUCUAGAGGUUUGGCUCACGGUAGGGAGGGAUGUGACCAAGGCCUUAACAGGUUUCAUUUGGGUUUAGAAUGGAAAACAGACUGUGGGCUUGAGAGAGGAAGGAGCAUCAUUGUGGAGGCUACUAUCAUAGUCCAGGUGAGGGUUAAUGGAGCAGGGGCGUGCCUUAGGAAAUGUGGUUGUAUUCUGGCUGCAUGUUUUUAAAGGGGACAGCUAGAUUUCUAACAUGUGUGGUGAGGGAGUGAAACGCAGGGAUCAAUGAUGACCCCUGGCUUUGCAGCUGUAGGGUUGGAAGCUGCAUCAGUUGAGAUGAGCAAGUUGGUAGUAGGUGUAAUAUUCACUGGGUUUAGCAGGAGCUUUUUUUGGACCAUGUUAAGAGUCUGAGAUAUUUCAGACACCACUGAAUAAAGGCAUCAAAUGAACAUCUAACAUACAGGUUUGGAAUUCUUGGGAGUGGUUCAGGUUAGAGACAUCCAAAAUGUAACUAGAGUGUGGACCAAGGUGAAUGACCUGUGGCUCACAUUAGGAGAGGCAAGCUUCGGGUUGUGGUGGCAAAGCUUUUAGGGGGAGAGGUGUGGAGGGUGGGGUCAGAGGAUUGGGUCUCAUGCUUGUGUACCUGGGUGAUGGUGUCAGCCUUCAUAAAUGUAGGUAAAUGGCCAUGAAGAUUUGGUGUAUGAGACAAGAAAUUCUGACAGGUGGCCAGGGCUUCCAAGAGAAGAGUGGACAUGAGAUGGAUGUAGAAGCAAGGGGUAAUUCAUGCAUAUGACACUCAGGCCAGAUCUGGUGCUUAUUCACCACUAUAUAGGCUCACCAACAUUUGUGAGGACUUUGGUAGGGCCUGGGGUGCUUCAUUCAACCUGGUAUACAUGGCCAUGAGCAAAUAAGGUCAUCUGUGAGAAUCACUAGGCUUGGGGAGGGUGAGUAAUGGGGCUGGAGUAUGAAUGAAGGUAAGGGAGCAGAGAAGUGUUGUCAUUGCCGAGGGACAGGAAGGGCAGCACAGAAGUAGCAUGGGACUAUGAGUAUCUGAGAUCCACACGUGGUUCUAUUCCUUAAAUUUGAGGCAAGGAUCAGAGUCAUGCAGUAAGGCAUUUAUAGAUGAUUUCUGAUGCUGCCAUUGGGAAUUGUGGGAGGUCUGUGGUCAUAUUGGGUCCUGUUUGACUUUACCAGUUGUACUGUGGAUGCUGUCUGCCGAGUUGUGGUGUAAGGCCUAAACCCAAUAUGAUGUGCUUCCUUCACGCUUGGUGAAACCUGGGUGCCCUCAAAUGGCCUGAGUGCAAGUUCCUCUCCCCACAGUGUUCCUUCAGAUAACGUCUCCUAACUUAACAACCAUUUUUACAAAGCAAACCAGGAGCUUCUUUGUAUCAGGUAUCAGUUCCCUACCAGCACUCAGAAUUGUUCAGAUAAGACAAUCACAUCCUCCUUGGAACAUCCCAACCCCUUCAUCCUAGAAAGGUUCCAUCCCACAGCCCCUGUGUGUGUUGUUUUUGCCCAUGUACUCCUUUGUGGUGAGUGGUGUCCUAUUCUCAGAGGUGUGAAUUUAUGUGAUUAAGAAACUGCUGUCAGUCUCAUCGGUCCAGUCUCAGGUGUCAUGUGUUAGGCCACCAUCAUAGCCCUGUGGUGGGGUUAGGAGGAACUGAUUUAAAUACAAGUAACAUGGGGAGGGGAGGGAGAUGACUAUGGUGUGGGAGAGUGAGGUGUUGGUGGCCAUGGUCAUGUGUGGCUGUGGGAUACUGAGACUGAGGGAUGUACAGUUUAAGGAGUGAUGUGUGCUUGAAGAGGGAACAUGUCUGAUGGUUCCAGGGCACUGCAUUGAUAAUUUCAGGAUGAUGGCCACACCAGGGGAAUUGCUUGUCAGGAGGGGGUGGAUCCCUUUAUGCCAGGCCUAUAGCUGAGCUAUAUGUUCAUGCACCUGCCUCUUCUUCUGGUUGUUGUACCUAGUGAUCAGUGGGCUCGUGGGGAGAAAACCACACCAUGGUCACAGGGCCUGAUUGAUCCUCUGAUUUGGGAAGCUUGGGUGAUGGAUAGUCAUAGGGUAGAUGUGUGGGGAAAUAGAUUGUGACUUCUCAGAAGUGGACUGUUUGUGGUUUUAUCUGUCACCAUCAUGGCAGGUCAGUGUGAACUUUGAAGAUGUAGCUGUGACCUUUUCUUGGGAGGAAUGGGGUCUCCUUGAUGAGGCUCAAAGAUACUUGUACCAUGAUGUGAUGCUGGAGAACUUGGCACUUAUAACCUCCCUGGGUUGUUGCCAUGAAGUGGAGAAUGAGAAGGCUUCUUUUGAGCAGCGUACUUCUAUUCAAAGAGUGUCACAGAUCAGGAGUCCCAAGGCAAAUCUGUCCUUCAAAAAGGCCCACCCUUGUGAAAUAUGUGUCCAGAUAUUGAGAGACUUUUUGUACUUGAAUGAAUAUCAAGGAACACAUUCAAAGCAGAAAUUACAUAGGUGUGAAACAUGUGGGAAACAAUUGUAUGUAAGCAUAAACCUUCAUCAGCAUCAGAAGCAGUGCAUCGGGGAGAAACCCUUCAGAAGAGAUGUGGACAGAGCCUCAUUUGUGAAGAACUGCAAGUACCAUGUGUCAGGGAAGCCAUUAGUCUUCAGGGUGUUUGGGAAGGACUUCUUGGCCAGCUCUCAGUUUCUCCAGCAAUGGGCUACUCACACUGAGAGGUCGAACAGCAGAGCUGAGUGUGGGAUGACCUUUCAGAGGGGAAAAACUUAUCAUAACUGGAAAGAAUGCACAAAAGCUUUCAGCCCCAAACACACACUUGUUCAGCACCAGAGACUCCUCACUAGAGAAAGAUGUUUUAUGUGUAAUCAGUGUGAGAGAAGCUGUAACGUCAGUCAGCAUCAGAAAUCCAACCUCAUUGAACACCAGAGAAGUAACACUAGAGAUAGGCCUUAUGAAUGUACAGAAUAUGGGAAAUCAUUUACUAAGUGCUCCAACCUCAUUGAACACCAGAGAUAUAACACUAGAGAUAGGCCUUAUGAAUGUACAUAAUGUGGGAAAUCAUUUACUCAGUGCUCCAACCUCUUUACACACAAGAGAGUUCACAUGAAACGAAAGCCAUAUGAAUGUGAUGAAUAUACAAAAUCGUUUAGCCAAAGCUCUACCCUCCUUCAACAUCGGAGAAUUCACACUAGGGAAAGGCCUUAUGAGUGCAAUGAAUGUGGUAGAACUUUUACACAAAACUCUGUGCUCCUUCAGCAUCAGAGAUUUCACACUGGAUCAAGACCUUAUGAAUGCACUGAAUGUGGAAAAUCCUUUGCUGUAAACUCCAGACUCAUUAAACAUAGGAGAGUUCAUACUGGAGAAAGGCCUUAUAAAUGCAGUGAAUGUGGAAAAACAUUUUGCCAAAGCUCUUCAUUCCUCCGACAUCAGAGAGUUCACACUGGAGAAAGGCCUUAUGAGUGUGGGGAGUGUGGAAAAUCAUUUAGGCAAAAGCCCAACCUUAUUCAACAUUGGAGAGUCCAUACUAGAGAAAGACCUUAUAAGUGUGGGAAAUGUGGGAAAUUACUUAGCAACAAGUCCCAUCUCAUUGAACACCAGAGAGUUCACACUGGUGAAAGGCCAUAUGAGUGUGGGGAAUGUAGGAAAUUCUUUAGCAAGAAAUCCCACUUCAUUAUACAUCAGAGAGUUCACACAAGGGAAAGGCCAUAUAAAUGCAACGAAUGCGGGAAAUCAUUUAGCCAAAACUCUGCACUCCUUCAACAUCAGAGAAUUCACACUGGAGAAAGGCCUUAUGAGUGCAGCAAAUGUGGGAAAACUUUUAAUCAGCUCUUUGUCAACCAGAGACUUCACACUGGUUCAAGGCCUUAUGAGUGCACUGAAUGUGGAAAAUCCUUUGCUGAUAAUUCAGCCUUCAUUAAACACAGGAGAAUUCACACUGGAGAAAGGCCUUAUGAGUGCAGUGAGUGUGGGAAAGCAUUUGCCCAAAGUUCUUCAGUCCUUCGACAUCAGAGAGUUCACUGGAGAAAACUCAUAAAAGUAAAGAAAAUUUGGGAAGUUGGUUAGCCCAAGCUCUGUUUUUCAACAUCAGAGAACUCACACUGGAUCAAAGCCAUAUAAGUGCUGUGAAUGUGGGAAAUCCUUUGCUAAAAACUCCAGGUUCAUUAAACACAGGAGUGUCCACACUGCAGAAAGUCCGUAUGUUGUAGGAAAUGUUGGAAAUCCUUUACCUAAAACUACAGUCUCAUAGAACACAUAAUGUUCACAUUGGUUAAUGGGCUUACGGAUGUGAUAAGUGUGGGAAACCUUUAGCCAAACUAGCCUCAUUUCACACUGGAGAGUUCACAGCCUUCAGUCUUAUUUCAUCGGAUACCACAAAGUUCACUUCAGAAAAAGAGUAGUUGUGCAGGGAUGGAUUGUUCAAUAUAACACUGGGGAGAUCCCUUAUGAGGGUGCUAUCUGCCAAUACACCCAAUAAACCACUUAAAUUCCAGGUUUAUGGGAGCUUCAGUGCAUUUCUUAACCUGCCCAGGCACUUACCAGGUUUACAUCAUUGCCAGUUCCAUAGCAAAAGCCAUUUCACCACUACUAUGUGGCAGGUGCUCAUGAUGUGCAUCAUUGAACCACCCCACCGAGUCCAGGGAAGGAAACCUUGAUGUUGUCUUGUUUGUGGGAGUCUUUAUAAUCCUGAGCACUCAUUCCUUUCUAAUUUGUUUGAUGGGUUACCUCACUGAUCUGACCAAUUUUUGGCCUAGAGGACUCUGCUGGUGACUUGCAACCGGGACUACUUUUUUCAGGGAUGUUUUUAGUCUCACGUGACUGCUGUGAUGGGAUUUUCCUGUGCUUCAUGUCUCCAAUCCAGGAAUAGCCUUCUUCCCAUUGUACUGGUUGGUGUGAAAAUGGAGGCCUUACUGUUUAAGCUCCUUUAAUCUCGGGAUUCUGUACACUGUGGUGAUUUGAAAACAACUUGAGUUGUGACAACAGGGCUGAAGAGCUUUCUUGUGGGAUCCCAAAUUCUGUGUACCUCAGAGGGAACAAUAUGAUGUAGAGUAUACUUCUCUCUAGUUUUGUCCUAGUUGGCAUUGCUGCCCAAGGCCUCCAAGAAAAGACUGCAGGGAUGUGAUCCUUAUCUGUAACCUGGAUGCGUUGGUAUUUUGUUGGUUCAGAGGUCAGUCUGUAGAGGGGCUGUUGUGAUAACCUUUGGUGCUUCCUAAAGCAAGAAGAAACUGUCUUGUUCACAGGGAGUAUUGCAUUGUGUCCAGGUGGUAAAGGAAAUCUGUUUCCCAGGUCUUGUGUUGGAGCCAUGUACCCUCAUGUCCAGAAUUCCAGAUAGUGGCAGCAUAGGUUAUAUGAUUGUAUGGGCAGGGAAAUCAUUUGUUACAGGGACACUGGUUUUAUAGGGAGGGGAAUAGACUGCCACAAGAUUGUUGGAAUGUGUCUGUUUUGAACGGACCUCCACAAUGUUCCAGUCCCUAUAGCUAUGAAGGAUGAGCAGGUGCAGAAAUUCUCAUGGCCUCCAGAACUGUGUAUUUUGUGUAGGGAGGCUGUUGCGAGAGGAAAAAUUUAUAAAUGUUCUGUGGAUUCCUGUAGCAUGUGUGUGUGUUCACCUCAAAUCUCUUGCUGUGUAGGAAAAUGAGGAUAGUGAAGAUGAGUUGUGCCCUCUGUAACCCAGCCUGCAUUCCCAUUGAAUUUGGUGGAAAUUGCCUUGUUGCUUCUGAUAUUUGCCACCACUAAGGCAAGGUAUCCCACCCAGACAUGAGGAAAGAGUUGGUGGAAUCAGUAGAGGUUUGCCAAACUAAUUUUCCAGAAUUGUAGGAAAUCUAGCUUUCUGUUUUGAAUCAUAUUUUCAGAGCUUUAGUAAGGUAUAAGUGACAUACAACAAACUGAUUAUAUUUAAACUUAACAUUUUGACAAGUUUUGACAUUCAUGUAAAUCCAUAAAAGCACCACCACAAUCAUAAUAAUGAGCCUCUCCAUCAUCCUCUGUUUUACUUCAUGCCCUUUAAUAAUGUCUCCUUCUGUACUAUCUCUGCUCUCCAGGCAAGCAUUUGUUUACUUUCCAUUAUAAUAGAUUAGCUUCCAUUUUAGAAUUGUAUAUGAUUCUACUCAUAAAGUGUUUACACUUUUUUUCCUUUGAGUAGCCUCAUGUGGCUUACUCAUUUUGAUAGUCAUCAAUGGUGCUUAAAUGAGUAGUUGGUCUUUUUUUUUGUAUUGCUUAGAAGUAUGACAGUUUGUGGGUGUACCACUAUUUGUUUAUUCUUUUGUCUUUUUAUGCAUAUUUGAGUUCUUUCCAGUUUCUGAUUGUUGCAAAUAAACCUGCUAAGAUAUUUGAAUUUAGUUCUUCGCAUACAUGUUUCAUUUAUCUUGUGUU